AUGACUACACAAUAACUAAUUAAACCUCUACGAUGUCGACCUCAAAGCAUCUGUUAGGCAGCUAUUCCGUACCAAAUGUAAACUUGGUGUACGUUUGCCUCGUCGGCAACAUCACCCCAGGAAACCCGGGAAAGUCCACUGUUGGCUGUGAGUCGGGACUCAGUCAACCGUCGCUUCACAUUAUUGACAAUGUUAAUGAAGAGGUUGGCACCAGUAAAGACAAUGACACUGCAAUAGAAGUCCAAAGAUCCGUAGCAUUCCACGAACUUAUCGAGAGUACUGGGAAACUUGGGAACCUCGAAUAUUUUCCCGAGAAAAUCGAGGAAAUAGCAUCGGAAACAAUACCUCUGCCACCCCAUAAUGAAGAGGAUGGAGAGGACGAGAACAAAUGUGGUAAUCCAAAAAUUCUGAGCCUAACCAAAACCAAGUGGCUCAGUGAGAGUCGAGAUGGAUCUCCUGACGCAAGAGAGUCAUUGAUGCAGUCCACGUCAGAAAGCUCGGUCGGAGAAGAUCUGCCUGAACAUCACUCUACCCAUAAAGCCCUAUCCACGGUCCUAGCCUUGGACAAGGAACACAAUCUGUUCGGCCUGUCUAACACCUACAUACAGCUAGCGAACCCGAAGACUUGGAAGAAACUGCCCAAGGAUAGCGACAGUAAAGCCGUCUUCCAUCAGACUGCCAUCGUUCAAGCUUGUUUCAAGACGUGCUGUAGACGUAAAAGCAAAACAGACUUACCAUUAUCAUUGAAGUGCGGAGGCUGCAAGUCAAAAUGUUCGUGCGCCAGAUGUCGCUCAUGCACCAGUUGCACGUCGCUAUGCCGAUCCUCGUGCUCUACGUGUGCCAUCCCCUGCACCACUCCUUGCACAGUGCCGUGCGGGUCACCUUGUGUGGUGCCGUAUCCGUUGUUUUGGAACAAGCCGUGUUCCCCUAAGCCUUGUCCAUCGAAGCCCUGCCCAACUUGCUCCGGCUGCUGCACACCUGCUUGCAGUAAAGAAUGCCCACGAUUUGGACUUCAGGUGUCAGUCAUCAAGAAGCCAAAAUAUGAUACGGUAUACACAGAAAUCGUGCCAAAAUCGAGUUGUGUUCUAGCAAAACCAUUCCUCGCCCGCUCUUGUAACCACCACCCCUGCUGCAUACCGCCCUCCUCCUGCUUCCCGUACCUUAUGCCGUGUUUCUGGCCCUCGCGCUCGGCGGCCCCGUGUAGUGAGCCGUCGCAAUGCUUCCACAAUCCGCCGUGCCCGAGGGGCCGGACGCCGAGGAGCAAAGCGCAUCCGCUAGAACUGUGUCCUCAUGGCCAGCCCUGCGUCGGAAAGGACAAAGGCGGAAAAUGUGAAAACUAUUCUUGCAUUGGGCGCAACAAUGAAGCAUUGGCAAAAGCGUUGGCUAAUUUAUGUAAGUGCUUUUUUACAUGGUUUUGUAGAACUAGUCCUAAUGACUAA
Messenger RNA from Cydia strobilella, 1439 nucleotides. RefSeq lists its product as uncharacterized. Lineage: Eukaryota; Metazoa; Arthropoda; Insecta; Lepidoptera; Tortricidae. The transcript has 13 exons. The record is from RefSeq and is a predicted model, not a curated record. Bases 33 to 1439 code for a protein of 468 amino acids.